UGGCCCAAAGUAGGACAUUGCUUGUGACUCGGUCAGCGCUCUGUGAACCAGUCUUGUGUGUACUCAGAAAAUAUUCGUGAACUUCUCAGUGGGUCAGUCGAUUUUGCACCCCAUUUUCCUUGAUUGUAAACAACCAUGAGCCAUUACGCUGAUUAUAACGUCCACAUCAAAAAACAGAAGUUUGACGAAAUACGGAGGCCUGUCGGGGCGAAACACAUUAUCCGGGCACUUCAUACGGAACUACGGAAGCCGAUCGGAGACACAGUAGUCUUGGACGCGGGUUGCGGUACAGGUAGUUACUCCGUAGAGCUUGCAAAAGCGGGUGUUAAGAAACUUACACUUUUGGAUGCGAAUUCGGAAAUGUUGAAAAAAGCUGAAGAGAAGUUUCGGGAACAUCACGAAUGUGAAUUGACUUUUAAACAAUGUCAAUUACCCACCAUACCUUUCGAAAAUGACGCAUUUGACUGCGUCAUGAUGAACAUGGUCCUACAUCAUCUCGACUUCUACGACUACGAAAAGUUGUUAGCAGAUGACGUGCGUCCCAAGUCUCGACCGAAGCAGGUUGAGGCGAUGAAGGAGGCGUGGCGUGUCCUCAGAUCUGGCGGACUCCUCGCCAUGACCAUAUCCUUCCCGCACCAAGUUCUCAAGGGCGGUUGGUACUAUGGACUGGCGCACAUUGCACAGAAAAGGGCAGCUAUUCGGAGCACGGAUUACGACGAGUACAGAUCCUAUCUAGGAGAAGCUGGAUUCGAAGACUUUGAAACGAUCGUUCCUUUGGAUACUACGUUCCUUGCCCCGGAGCACUAUUUCAACCUUGAGGGGCCCCUGAAUAAAGACUGGAGGGAGCGUGACGCGAUUCUCUUCUCGUGCCCUGACAGUGUGAACCUUGAUGAAAUCGUCGCCAUGAGAGAGGCGGGGACACUCGAGAAAUACUUCAAGGAGAAGGACAAGGGUCGGAAGGAGGUCGGACAGUUUGCGGUCCUGAUCGCGAAGAAAUGAUCCGGUAAAUAAUAACGGUUGGGCGGCACAACCUUUCAAUAUGGUGAAACGGAGAAAAACGUGUCAAAUUAUAUUUAAGCGUACAAACACACAGAAAGAAACGAAAACACUAAAAGCGUUAUACUAGUAUAAGAGGUAUCGAAACCCCAUGGCCAGAUGCAUUCGAUUGAGCCAACGUAUAAUAAUUUCUUAUCAUAUAAUCAAGAGGCAUGCUCACGCCAGCUAUUAUUCUCUGAACAAUUUCAAAAAAUUGUUAUUUAAGGAUAUUAAUUUAUUUUGGAUAACACGGUUUACCCGGACCCGUUCUCAAGUGAGGCCUACUUGACUGUCACACCAGUGCAAACACUGCGAAAAGAAUCUUUGAGUUGUCAAAAAACGGCUAUUUGUUUGGAGCAGAGUCAGACAUUUAUUAAGGUCAUCCCGCUGUUGGCCAAGAUCACCAUACAUGUAGUUGUCGCGGACAAAGACAGUGCGGUUUGUUGCUGCACAAAAGACAUCAAUUUUUUGCUCUCGCUUCUUUUUUACUACGGGUCAAAUUAACGCCAAUUUUGGUUGGUAUCGACAAAAGGUUAAGAUUGUGCUGAUAACCACACAUAUAUAACUUGAUUUUUUUUUACGCAAAAAUUGACCCUAAAAUAUCGCAGAGCACAGCUAGCUCUAGACUCCUAUGCAGUCCAUUUCGUCAUCGUCAUCGUCAUUGUCCUUCCGGGCACCGACGAGACGAGGCCGGUCCACUGCCUCCGGAGUGUAAGCACAGCAAGCCAGAGGGGCUAGAGGUGCUUGGGAUAUUGUAAAUUGAAAUGGUCACUUGACUUUGAGGCACAUUUUGGUGCAUAAAAAAUUACGAAUAUGUUGUUUAUAUUAAUAAGGUAGUUUGGAUUCCAUAACUCCUAUCGAAAUAGUCAUAACGCCCUUCGGCAUAAGUAUCUAUGUCCUCAUUAUCGUCACCAUAGAACAGGAUGGACACUUACUGAGGGGGAUAUUUAAUACUGCUACGCCGAUUUUGAUUUUUCACUGAUUUGGAGGUUUAUUUUUUUUGACAUUCCUGAGUUCCACCAGCUUAUCAAAAAACGUUUCUUAAGGAUUCUUUUUUAAGUAUAAUAUUGAAUAUUGCCUGUAUAUAUAAGCUUCCGUGUUGUAUAAGUCACUGUACACUAUACAUUGCGAUCGCGGAGUGUAAUCAGACUAAAAGUGGCUGCGACCACAAAUUCGUACUAACUUUGGGGACACAAUUACAAAAAAUCUAUAUCAUUUGAAAUAAAACAAGGCCAGCCAAAAUUUAACCAUGACACAAUCGUUUGG
Lineus longissimus is the source of this 2301-nucleotide messenger RNA. RefSeq lists its product as uncharacterized. Lineage: Eukaryota; Metazoa; Nemertea; Pilidiophora; Heteronemertea; Lineidae. The coding region runs from base 136 to 999 and encodes 287 amino acids. The record is from RefSeq and is a predicted model, not a curated record. The transcript has a single exon. Gene Ontology annotation, molecular function: S-adenosylmethionine-dependent methyltransferase activity.